Molecule: messenger RNA, 1100 nt
Organism: Manihot esculenta (cassava)
Lineage: Eukaryota; Viridiplantae; Streptophyta; Magnoliopsida; Malpighiales; Euphorbiaceae
Product: axial regulator YABBY 5
Exons: 7
Coding region: 300-857 (185 amino acids)
Biological process (GO): multicellular organism development; abaxial cell fate specification; cell fate commitment
Cellular component (GO): nucleus
Source: RefSeq, a predicted model, not a curated record
AAAGGCCUAAUUGGCUAUGGCUUUCUCUCUCUCUUUCUCUAUCUCUCUCAGCUCCUCUUUGGAAUUUCUCUCUCUUUCUAUAUAUAUGGGCCAUAGAGUUUUACUGUUGUGAUACAAUAGCCCGGCAUCAAAGCAAAGUAAGGGUGUUGUUAGAGAGAAUAAAAGCUUUUGCUUUCUCCUUUAAGUAGAGUUUCUUUGCAAUUUGCAAGAGCCAGCUUCUUCUUCUUCGUCUUUCUUCUUGUUCUUGAGGCUAAAGAAAGUAAAAUCUUUAAAUCUUUUUAAUUAUUUGGGUGAGAGAGAUGUCGAGCUGCAUCGAUGUUGUGCCUGAGCAACUCUGCUACAUCCCUUGCAACUUUUGCAAUAUUGUUCUUGCGGUGAGUGUACCAUGCAGCAACUUGUUUGACAUCGUGACCGUCCGAUGUGGCCACUGCACCAAUCUAUGGUCCGUCAACAUGGCAGCUGCCUUUCAGUCACUUUCAUGGCAAGAUGUUCAGACACCAAGCUAUAGCUUUCCUGAUUACAGAAUUGACUUGGGUUCAUCAUCCAAGUGCAAUAACAAGAUCUCAAUGCGUGCUCCGGCGAGUCAUGUCUCUGAGGACAGGGUCGUUAAUCGACCUCCCGAGAAGAGGCAGCGCGUACCUUCUGCAUAUAAUCAGUUCAUAAAAGAAGAGAUUCAGAGGAUCAAGGCAAAUAACCCAGAUAUCAGCCACAGAGAAGCAUUCAGUACUGCUGCCAAAAAUUGGGCACAUUACCCUCACAUCCAUUUUGGGCUUAUGUUGGAGACCAACAGCCAAGCUAAGCUGGAUGAUGCCUCUGAGAAGCACCUAAUGUCAAGGGCUGCACUAUAUAACAAAUGAUGGACUUGAUUUUUCAAGACCAACUUGAUGGAAGUCUGUGCUAUUACCACUAAAGGAAGUGUUGACUCCAAUGUGUUUGAAAGACAUGAAUUAAUAUCUAUUAUCUAUAUUCUUCAGAAGUGUUUGUCAUGACUUGAACUUAACUAGCUACUUGUUUUGUCAUUUAAUUUUAUAUGAAUAUCCUCCUGUGUCCAUGUCAAGAUAUGAGGAGAAAAUAAAUUUCAAUAUCUAUGUUGUUUGUCU